Molecule: messenger RNA, 1071 nt
Organism: Lasiodiplodia theobromae
Lineage: Eukaryota; Fungi; Ascomycota; Dothideomycetes; Botryosphaeriales; Botryosphaeriaceae
Product: Autophagocytosis protein
Exons: 2
Coding region: 1-1071 (356 amino acids)
Biological process (GO): nucleophagy; autophagy of mitochondrion; autophagosome assembly
Cellular component (GO): cytosol; cytoplasmic ubiquitin ligase complex
Molecular function (GO): Atg8-family ligase activity
Source: RefSeq, a predicted model, not a curated record
AUGAACUACCUUCGCAGCACGUUGAACACCCUGCGCGACACUUAUGCGCCCGUAACUCAUACCUCGACCUUCCGCCAAACCGGCCAGAUAACACCCGAGGAGUUCGUUGCCGCCGGCGACUUCCUUGUCUACAAGUUCCCCUCCUGGUCCUGGGCCGACGCCUCCCACCCGUCUAAGCGCGUGAGCUACCUCCCUGAAGGCAAGCAAUACCUGGUCACGCGUGGUGUCCCUUGCCACCGCCGCUUGGACGAUAACUUCGCUGGCGAUGCUGGCGAUGAGGGUACCGUCGUUGGUGAUGGCUUCGCAGGCGGUGCUGGUGACGAUGGAGACGACGGCUGGCUGAGAACUGGUGGCGGCGCCAACAUGGGCGCGAGCCAGGAGCGCGCCGCGAGGGAUGUGCGGACGGUCGACGAUAAGGGCGAAGUCAGUGACGCUCCCGAGACGGACGAUGAAAUUCCGGAUAUGGAAGACGAGGAGGAUGACGAGGAAGCCAUCAUCCGCGACACGAAGGCCGGCUCUGGCACCGCUGCCCCUCUCCGCACCUACACGCUCUACAUCAUGUACACUCCCUACUACCGUACUCCGCGCCUCUACCUUUCCGGCUACCUGUCCCCUUCGGAGCCGCUCCCUCCGCACUUGAUGAUGGAAGAUAUCGUUGGCGACUACAAAGAUAAGACCGUAACGUUGGAGGACUUCCCUUUCCUUGACGUUGGCAUCAAAAUGGCCUCGGUGCAUCCUUGCAAACACGCUUCGGUUAUGAAGGUGCUCCUUGACCGUGCUGACGCUGCGCUGAAGCUGCGUGUGGCAAAGAUGAAGGCCGGUCAGGACGUAAGCAAGGGCCAUGGUGCUGAACUGGGCAUGGAAGGUCUCGCAGAACAGCUGGAAGGCGUGCAAAUCGGCGAUAAGAAGGAUGACAAGAAAGGCGACGGCGACGAAUGGGAGGUUCUGGACCAGGCAUCUACGCCUGAGGACGAUGUUGCUAUCCGGGUUGACCAGUAUCUGGUUGUGUUCUUGAAGUUUAUGGCCAGCGUCACUCCGGGCAUUGAGCAUGAUUUCACCAUGGGCGUAUAA